Puccinia triticina is the source of this 246-nucleotide messenger RNA. RefSeq lists its product as uncharacterized. Bases 1 to 246 code for a protein of 81 amino acids. The transcript has 2 exons. The record is from RefSeq and is a predicted model, not a curated record. NCBI's taxonomy places the organism in Eukaryota, Fungi, Basidiomycota, Pucciniomycetes, Pucciniales, Pucciniaceae.
AUGACGACGUUCCGCGUCGACGGUGAUUGCCUCUCCCGGCGUCAACCCUCCCAACUGCUCAUUCAGCUGUCUCAACUCAGUGGCAUCCCGAACAAUGAGCGACCAUUUGCUGAAAUAGUCGCAGACCGACCAACUCCCCUUCCCGAAGAUGCCCACAAAAUCGUUAUAAACCCGGCUGAAGUCGACACAUCGGUUGCCGUCACGCCAGUCGUCACCAAUAUCGUCCGGACGCCUCGCCCAACGUGA